AUGUGCUUCAAAUUAAAGGGACGAUGCUUUCGUAAGGCAGAGGAUGUAAGUUUGUUUUUGAAUCUUAUCUUUACAGUUUUUAGAUCUAUUAAACUUGGUUCUUGGUUGAAAAUGAAAAUUUUAAAGAUUUUUUUAAAGUUGUCGGGCUUUGUGAAGCUUCUUUUGGACGCCAUGUCUUGCAAACUUUUGGUUAAUACAUUAUAGUUAAUUAAAUUUACAUUUUUAUGUUGUUUUUUAUAAGUUUCUUCGUUUCAGCUUGUUGAGGAAUAUAAACUUUCCUUUAUGACAGAUGGAGCUACAGAAGGAGCGGGUAUGUUUUAGUUUUGUGUUUGUUGUGCUAGAACUAUCUUGGGUUUAUACAUGUUUGUAAAUAUUGUAGUUUAGUUCAAAAAGGAAGGAUAAAUGGUUUCUUUUGAUAGAACUGACAGUUUUUGUUGUUUUUGUUUUUUUAGACUUUAGAUCCAAUUUUAUUAUAAUAUUCUCUUUAGAAGUUAAUAUUCUCUAGUUUAAAUUAUUUAAUUUGUUUCAGAGGUACGGCUCAGCAGAGAAAUCUUCUAUAUCAUAGUUCAGCGCAAGGAAAACAAACCAUCCAGCUGCAUUUUCAACAACCCUCAAGGUUGCAAGUGUCAGUUUGUAGCACAGAUGAAGGCUUACGAGAAGAUUUCCAGGGUUAUCACCUUUGACCAUGAUUAUAAUGGAUCAACCGACGAACGAUUUGAGAGUACCAUCCACAACAUGAAGAGAUUCAUGAAGUAUCGGCCAGAUUUUGAGGGUUACAUUCUAUUUACAGGACCGGGUGGGUUUUGUAUUAUUGUUUUAGCUUGUAACGUUAAGAAAGUAGGUGUCUUAAGGUUCAGCAUGACUGAAAUUUAUAUUGUUUUUGAUUAAAAAUGAAUAUAGGAAGGAACUGGCUGUUGUUUUGUCUAGUAAAGCAUUAGAAAUUGGCGUUUUAAAAACACUUUUAAAUAUGUUAAUGUCCUAAAAGUUUUGGUAACAAUGUUUGUAAAUGUUUUACUUAUUUUAGGUAUUAAUCCCGACAUCAGAAGACAAGGUAAUCCGAGCGAUGAAGUCCAAAGGGAGUUCCUGAAAACGUUUGCCGAAUUCACGGAAUUCUUUGGCGGCAAAGUGGCGCUGCUGUUCUUGCUUUGUGGGUCUAGGGACAGAAGAGUGACACCACAGGUACUCCUCGACGUCCUUCCUCAGGUCGACGCUGCAGGUCAUAGACGUGAAGCUGGUCGUAGGGUUCCUAAUGGACGUCUCGAAGCUGUCAGCAGCGGAAACCUUGCCAAUCAGGUUGACAGAAGUCCGAAUCCUAAUUUGUAUUUUAAUGUUCGGCAGGGUACCUGA
Messenger RNA from Bursaphelenchus okinawaensis, 1347 nucleotides. NCBI's taxonomy places the organism in Eukaryota, Metazoa, Nematoda, Chromadorea, Rhabditida, Aphelenchoididae. The record is from the annotation of a GenBank genome assembly.